Messenger RNA from Spodoptera exigua (beet armyworm), 1137 nucleotides. The record is from the annotation of a GenBank genome assembly. NCBI's taxonomy places the organism in Eukaryota, Metazoa, Arthropoda, Insecta, Lepidoptera, Noctuidae.
AUGGCGGUAGGUCGCGCGACCGGUAACCGUGACGACAGUUCUCGCCUGCCGCCACUGAGCCUCGGACUGUCCAGCGUCCGAUUCAUUGUCAACAAACUCGAAGCGGAAUACGCACGUGUUACAGCGGCCGACACUUUCGAAUCCUGCCAAGAACUUGUCAAAUACGACCCGAACAUCGACGAGGGCUACGACGAUUACGAUGACUCUCUUCUCGGUCAACCGAGAGGACAAGUCUGGAAUCGCUUCGUAACGAACCUAGGAUUGGCUUUGAGCAAAUGCAUUCCUAGUGUCUCGUUUGGGAACUUUGGCCUGUUCGCUAUAACGACAGGAUUCUUCGCACCGAAGAUGAUCACUUAUCUGGUGGUGUAUCCGUUUUGCAGAUUGGUUUUCGGGACCCUCUACCCGGCUUAUGCAUCAUACAAAGCUGUCCGGACUAAGAACUUAAAGGAAUACGUAAAAUGGAUGAUGUAUUGGAUAGUGUUUGCUUUAUUCACUUGCACGGAGACGUUCACGGACGUGUUCCUGUCAUGGUUUCCCUUCUAUUACGAGGUGAAGAUAGUCCUGGUACUGUGGCUGUUGUCUCCCGCCACCAAGGGCUCCUCCAUACUGUACAGGAAGUUUGUGCACCCGGCACUCUGCAGGCGGGAACAAGAAAUAGAUGAGUACAUAGCGAAGGCCAAAGAUCAGGGUUACCACACAGUGCUCAAUUUGGGCACUAAAGGAGUCAACUAUGCGACCACGGUUAUCAUGCAGACUGCCAUAAAAAACUUGAAUCUGCCGAGUCCCGAGCAAGAUAGAGAGGCGCGCGCUAGACAAGCGAUCAGAGGACGUGACGUCCCUGACGGCGGCUACCAGGAUACCUAUGAUGACUUGGAGUACCAGCGCUCAGAUCUACCUGGCAUUGUGGAAAUAGUUGAGCUAGAUCGAGACGAUGAGCCACAGGACUAUCGGACUGGCGCUGGGGACGAUCAUGAUCCAGACUACGAACCUGAAGAAACGUCGGCGCGGAGUCGGGGCAACGUCGUUCGUAAACGUAAAGUUGCUAAAGAGAAACGACCUCGGAGCAAGUCCCGAGGUCGCCGCACCAGGUCUCAAACGGCCGUAGACAAAGAAAACAAUGAAAUUAUGGUCGAAUGA